CUGUAGCUCUGUAGUCUCUCCAGUCUCCAGUAAACAGCAGUCAUGGCGACAGUGGUCCAACCGCUCUCUCUGGAUCGAGAUGUUGCCAGGGCUAUCGAGCUGCUGGAGAAGCUGCAGGAGUCGGGUGACGUGCCCGGUCACAAGCUCCAGUCUCUGAAGAAGGUCCUUCAGAGCGAGUUCUGCACAGCCAUCAGAGAGGUGUACCAGUACAUGCAUGAAACCAUUACAGUGAAUGGCUGUCCAGAGUACCAGGCGAGGGCCACAGCUAAGGCCACAGUUGCAGCCUUCGCAGCCAGUGAAGGUCACUCCCAUCCGCGGGUGGUGGAGCUACCCAAGACGGAGGAAGGACUCGGUUUCAAUGUGAUGGGCGGCAAGGAGCAGAACUCACCUAUCUACAUCUCCCGCAUCAUCCCCGGAGGCGUAGCCGAGAGGCACGGCGGCCUAAAGCGAGGGGAUCAGCUCCUUUCUGUCAAUGGCGUGAGCGUGGAAGGCGAGCACCACGAGAAAGCAGUGGAGCUGCUGAAGGCGGCCAAGGACAGUGUGAAGCUGGUGGUUCGCUACACCCCCAAAGUGCUGGAGGAGAUGGAGGCUCGCUUCGAGAAGCUCCGCACGGCCCGGCGGCGCCAGCAGCAGCAGCUCCUCAUGCAGCAGCAACAACAGCAGAACCUGGCCUCGCAGCAGAACCACAUGUCGUAGGUUGUUCCAAAAGAAGAAGAAGUGAAGGAGAGCGAAGAGGUGGAUCUCAAAGGCCACCUGUUCAUUGUUGAAGAUCCCAAAGGAAUCUCUCCGUCGUGGAGGAAACCAACAAGUGGAAGACUCUUUUACUUAACUCUCUCCCUUCCAGUGUACCACCGAUUACUGAGCAAAAACAAAGAGAGCCGUUUGUCCCGAAAUUGGUGCUUCGAAAAACAAGUAUGAGGGAGGCUAGCACUGAACGUCGUCCAUUUUAACUUUGUAUUCCCUUUUAUAAGUUGUUCUCCCCCCCCCCCGGUUGUGACUCUUAUUGAUUCUCCCCUUUAUCUUGUGUUUGUUGUUUUGUUUACAGUCAUCCAUUUUUGAUUGCUUACCGACAUCCAUUACACCGUUGUGGCACCUUUGCCAUUUUGCCAUAGAUAUCAUUUGUACAGUGGUGUUUCUAUUGAUUCUUCAACUGGUGCUCGUGUCUCUGUAUGAAUGACCAUCGGUUUCUUUCUGUGUGUGUCAAACUCGUCCUGUUUUGGAUAAACGUGAACUCUUUUUUACCUUCUAUAUUGUAGCAGGAGAAGAUUUUUGUAUCUUGUAGGUUUAGCAAUAACACACAUUCUUCAGUUUUUACAUUUCGCCACUAAAUUCAUGAUCGGAUCCAUGCAUUAUAUACAGAGUUUAGGGGAUAGGUGCACAUGUAAAUCACUGUAAAGCAAAACUGGGUCUUAUGUACUGUAAGGCAGCUUCUGUGUCCAAAUCUAUCCUCUGUGCCAUUUAAAGAGAUUAUUGAUUUACAGGUGGCAUGAAUAAUUAAUGUGCAAUAAUUAUUGACAGACUUUGUAAGCUACUCCCGACUGAGAUUUAUCCAGAAAUUAUAUGUCACCGAGAGAUUUUAACAAGGUUCAAACUGACCCUCGGAAAUGUUAACUGUGUCCCGACAGACAAACAGAAUGUCACCAGUUUUCAUUUGAGCAGAGCGGAAUUAAAAAUCAAAGAAUUACGUUUAUUUUUCAGACUUGUCUAUUUUAUAGUUCAUGAAAUCAGAGAUUUAACAUAAAGUUUUAUUGUUCCUUUUAAAUAUUAUAUGUUCUUUCUAAGACGUGCAGAUUAUUAUUAUUAUUAUUUAAAAAUCUAUUCAUUGUAUUAACAGCUGAAUACUAGCACAUGUAGAUCUGUUCCCUGCGUUUCUGUUCAGACAAUCAUUUUUGAGAAGUUAUGAGACUGAGUGGAAUGUUUCGCCUUCUUUUUUCCUCCGUACCUGUAAGGGAAAUCUGUUUUUAAGCUAAAGUGGUUAUCCUCCACGUUUACUUUUCUUUCCAUCUUCGGUGCUAAGCGCUCCUUGUUGUGUUUGUUUUGCACUUCACUUCCCGGAGAUCACUUCUUUGUGUCUCUGAUACCUUCUUGUUUUUUCUGACUUUUUUCAUUUUUUGUAGGUGGUGCUCUUUUCUUCGUUUAUUCAACCGUUCAGGCUUUACCUCUUUUUCUGCUUCUACUUGGCAUAAACAAAUCCCAGUGCUAUUAAAUCAAGGCUAGGACACGGUACAUGAUACAGGGAGUAUGACACAUGCCAGCCUCGUCUCAUGGAAAUACAUGAAAGGAACACAAAGUUCUAACAACGCAUUACAUGGUGGCGGGCACAACAUUCUAAAAUGAUGUGCUGGUAACAAGAAAACAAUGUUAACACAAAGUCAGUGAGGAUCUUUUCUUGUGGUAGAUACACAAAUUUAAGCCCCCCUUUGCUAAAUAAAAGUGUUUCUUUUGUAUAUGUCCCCUAAAAUGUCUGACCUUGACUAUACUGAGCUGUAUCAGUGCAAAGUUUGUCACUAGAGAGGUGUUUUCACAUUCCUCUACUGAAGGAGGCGAUGUCUGUGUGCUUCCCUAAAAUCUGCUGGGCAAGCUAAAUUAGCUACGUCAUGAAUAUGAAAGCCUUUCUAAGCCGGUCUAAUACAGGAAACACAUAUCGACAGGGAACAGACUUUGACACAACAACAGCAACAAAACCUAAAAAACUUCCAGCUGUCAGCAGACUCAUCAGUACAGGGUCCGGAUUUAACGUUAGCAUAGCUAAAGUUUUGACAGCAAACAUGUUUGAAUGAGCGGUUUUUGGAUGUAAACUGAGUCCUGGAGUUUCCUUUCACUGUCAACCAAUAAACCCUACUGCAGCAGAUGGUAUUGUAUGUUUCAUAAACACUAAUGCUCAGUCAGCCACCUCCAGUUAGCCUACAAGCUAACAAGCUAAGAAACAACAGAAAUAAGAUGCUAACUACACGUAGCAUCCUGAUACAUCUGCUAGUCACUAACUUUGGUGCACAACAGACUCCUCGUCUGAGUCUGAGUCUGACUGAGGCUCAAACAUUUAGGGCUAAAUCUCUCCAAUGUUUCCUGUAACGCUAAUAGUAGCCAUUUUGAUGCACAACAAUUCUCACUGAGGGAGAAAGAGCAGAUCUGCUUCAGGCCCCUUUACAGAGUGUUUUUUUUUUAACUAUUAUGUGGGCAAACCACGUGAAGUAAAAUAUUAGUUUCAGUAUUUUAAAAUGUGUCUGAAGAGGGAAUUUAAGUAUAAAGAAUGAGAAAGUCACAUAGGGCAGCUGGGAGGGGUAUUGGAUGUGUCACAGAAACAGACUUUCAACCAGGAGACUGCUGUUUGUGUCUAAUGUUACACCAAAAGUCAACAUAAGUACGUGACUUUACGGACUUUACGUCACUACAUAAAGUAUGAAAGUUUAUGUCACUUAAUUCAGUGCAUAGAUAUUUUAACCAAAACCACGAUCAUUUCCUUAACGCAUUUGUUUGUUCUCUAAACAAAACCAGGUGUUUUCUCUCCCUAACCUAACUAAGAUAGUUCUUAAUAGACUUUGCAUUGGCAUUGUUUUCACGCAGCACAUCUCAUGCCCACCACCACUUAAUACCUUGUUAAGAGGUUGUGUCCAUUUCACAAUGUCUGUGAGACUGUGUUGCACAUGCACAGUCUAACUGCAGCAGAGAUGUUGGAGGGUUCUAGCAGAAAUAAAGGGAUGGUGCUGUUCAGGCGCUCUUUGGGUGCGCUCAGUCUGACAGAACUUUUUUCGAAUGGAUGGCGGCCAAUAUAAAAAGCAAAAGUUUUCAAAUAGAAACCUACAAUAAGGCUAUUGUUCCUAUGAGGACGAAAAAUAGGGGAUUGCCCAUUGUUCUGACAGCCCAAAAGACCGAAGCCCCAUCAGUCUAAACCAUGUCCAUUUAGACAGCUUAUUUUUCCAACAGCCCAUUAUCCCAAAAACAAACGCACAUUUGCAGUGUAUACAUCUGGAAACCAUAAAUGCAUUAUAUUUGUAGUUAGGUUUAGGUACAAAAAUGCUUAGUUAUGGUUAUGUUUUGGCUCAAACAUCCAAGUUUGGAGGCACCAGGGACAGGUCGGUGAGAAACACCCAGAUUUGGUGGCUCAAAUUCAGCUGGGAAACUCUACGCAGGGUCAGUAGAAACACCUGGGAUUGGUGUAUUUUUGGAGAAACUGGACUAUGGGACAAAUGCAAUGGGCCUUUGUUGUUGGAAUAACACACUAUUGUAGAAAUGGGCUUUCAGUCCAAUGGGACAUUUCUUGGACUAAUGGGGUUUUGAAAUUUUGGGCCGUUGGAAAAAUGGCAUGACACCAGAUAAAAAGACUUGAGUUUUAUUGCGAAUUGACAUUAAAUUUAAGGGUGUCUCACACCAAGUAAGUCCACUCAUGACUUGCAGAUUAAUUUAAUGACAUGGUCUGCUUUCCUCAUACCUUUAUUUUUUGUAUAAAAUAUAUCCUCCUGAGGCCCAGACUUUUCUUUGAUUUGCAUUUUAAGUCCCAAUAAAUAAACAAGUUUCAACCAUAAAAUGUGAUCAGGUUCUGGACUUUGUCCACUUCUGUGUCGGGAUCGGCUGCAAACUGACUUGGCAGAGAUGGCUGCCAUCUUGUUUUUACAUGGAUUAGUGUAUUGUGCUCUUACUGCCACUAGAUGGCACAAAAAAGUGUCCACAAAAGAGGACAACAGGUCUAAGAUAAGUAGAAUGAAGUAUAAGGUCAAGUAAAUCCAAAAUGUGAUGUCCUCAUAUGAGGGUCUCAGGAGGAUAUUCUGACCCAAGGCCGGCAGCGGAUGCCUCAAUGAAACAAAUGAAUUGUCCCCAUGUUCUGUGAUCGUGCACCAGCUAUUGAGCGUCUCAGCAAGUACAGACCAGAUUUUACUGCGCAUGUGUUAUACCCCAAUAAUAUGACGCGAUAUGAUAUUGUUCCUCUUAGCCAGCUGCAUAAAUCCAAAACAUAACAUUACUUCCUAUAUGCCGGAGGAUUUUUAUUCCCCAGCUGUGUGUUAAGAACAGAGAAUGAUAAGCUGUCAUGAAGUUAUUAAGUUUUCAUGAAAAUGUUGCCGAUUAUUCCUUUAUGGAUUUACAGAAAAUGAUCAUCUCCAUCUUUAAUCCCGUCUGAUCUACAUCACAUCUAAUUGCACAAGUCCAGCAGAAUGAAAUCCAUGUGUCACGCUGCCAGAUAUUCCCAUUUCAUAAACAACCUGUGAGCACUGAGGUCACCUAAUGCCAGAUCUUUUGCAUUAGGUGACCUCUGGGCUCAGGGCUCAAAGGAUAUUCACUCACUCAUCAAGCAGAACAUCUCAAUACAACAGAUCCCUUUUUGUAUCUUUAAAUCACAGGUACUCUUUCUUAAUUGACUUACAUUUUUGAAGCUGAUGGUCCUGUACUUACCGUAAAGAUAAAAAAAGACAACAAACUGUUGAUAUGCAAUUGUUAUACAUACUAUAUUUGUAUAAAUAAAUCUAUGUGCUUGUGUACAGUGAA
Molecule: messenger RNA, 5478 nt
Organism: Epinephelus lanceolatus (giant grouper)
Lineage: Eukaryota; Metazoa; Chordata; Actinopteri; Perciformes; Serranidae
Gene: lin7a
Product: lin-7 homolog A (C. elegans)
Molecular function (GO): protein binding
Source: RefSeq, a predicted model, not a curated record